CUGAGAUGAAGCUGGGCAGCGCCAUCCCCUGGGCCUUGCUGCUCAGUACAGCCACACUGGUUUCAACUGCACGGAUCAAUGGCCCUGAUGAAUGUGGGCGCGUCAUCAAGGACACAUCGGGAAGCAUCUCCAACACUGACAGGCAGAAGAAUCUGUGCACCUGGACCAUCCUGAUGAAACCUGAUCAGGUCCGAAUGGCAAUACCGUAUCUCAACCUCGCCUGCGGGAAGGAGUACGUGGAAGUCUUUGAUGGCUUGCUGUCGGGCCCUAGCUAUGGAAAGCUGUGUGCAGGUGCAGCGAUUGUCUUUUUGUCUACGUCCAAUACGAUGACUAUCAAGUACAACAGAAUUUCUGGCAACUCCUCGUCUCCAUUUCUAAUAUAUUUCUAUGGUAGUUCACCAGGAUCCGAAUAUUAGCCUCCUGCCUAAGAGUGGACAAGCAAGUGAAAACAACCUUCCUUAAAGACUCUUCUGGAAUCAACUGACCACGAGGAGAGACAUCUCCAGGUCACCUGUCUGAUCACACCUGCUCUCCCAUCCUGCUUUUCCUGCAGCAUCCUGUCUCUUCUAUGCAAAGGAAAUUUUCUUCUUCCUGAGCUUCUGAUUCUUGCCAGAUCAUUUCAUAUUGCUGUAAUCAUUUUGAAUAAAGCCUCUUUAUCUG
Molecule: messenger RNA, 660 nt
Organism: Sus scrofa (pig)
Lineage: Eukaryota; Metazoa; Chordata; Mammalia; Artiodactyla; Suidae
Gene: PSP-II
Product: porcine seminal protein II
Biological process (GO): single fertilization
Source: RefSeq, marked provisional